AUGGUCUUGGUCACGGUUUUGACCUUCAGAAUCGCUCAAGCCACGUCUCGUACUGUCACCUUCCACGGGCCGUCGCUGGUUGAUAAACAUGAGCACUGGAUGGCCCGAUUUUCUCGCGUAUACCGUGAUGAGCACGAGAAACAGAUGAGACGCGAUGUGUUCAAAAAGAACUUGAAGUUCAUUGAGAACUUCAACAAAAAAGGGAACAAAAGCUACAAGCUUGGUGUCAAUAAAUUCGCUGAUUGGACCGACGAGGAGUUCCUAGCAGCACACACCGGACUAAAGCAUACGACCAGAACUUUUCCAUCAAAGGUGGUCGAGAAAACGUCGUCUAUGCUUUGGAACGUUAGUGACGUGGUAAGCGAGAGCAAGGACUGGAGAAACGAAGGAGCUGUCACUCCUGUCAAAUACCAAGGCCUAUGCGGAUGUUGCUGGGCGUUUUCAGCUGUAGCAGCAGUGGAAGGUGUAACUAAGAUCACCCGCGGGAACCUCGUGUCUCUUUCCGAACAACAGCUUCUAGACUGCGACAGAGAGUACGACCGAGGCUGCAACGGUGGAAUCAUGUCGGAUGCUUUCGACUAUAUUGUCCAAAACCAAGGCAUCGCUUCGGAGAACGAGUACUCUUACCAAGGAUCGGACGGGAGAUGCCGGUCCAAUGCAAGACCCGCUGCGCGGAUCAGCGGAUUCGAAUCAGUCCCUAGCAACAACGAGCGUGCCUUGCUCCAAGCCGUAUCGAGGCAACCCGUCUCUGUGUCGAUGGACGCGAGUGGGGACGGGUUCAUGCAUUACUCGGGUGGACUAUACGACGAGCCAAAUUGUGGGACCAGCUCGAACCACGCGGUUACGUUUGUUGGGUAUGGGACGAGCCAGGACGGGACCAAGUACUGGCUGGCUAAGAAUUCUUGGGGUGAGUCUUGGGGAGAAAAUGGUUACAUUAGGAUCCGAAGAGAUGUGGCUUGGCCUCAAGGCAUGUGUGGUGUAGCCCAGUAUGCUUAUUAUCCGGUUGCGUAA
This is a messenger RNA of Microthlaspi erraticum, 1011 nucleotides long. NCBI's taxonomy places the organism in Eukaryota, Viridiplantae, Streptophyta, Magnoliopsida, Brassicales, Brassicaceae. The record is from the annotation of a GenBank genome assembly.